Molecule: messenger RNA, 2010 nt
Organism: Nestor notabilis (Kea)
Lineage: Eukaryota; Metazoa; Chordata; Aves; Psittaciformes; Psittacidae
Gene: PPEF1
Product: protein phosphatase, EF-hand calcium binding domain 1
Exons: 16
Coding region: 1-2010 (669 amino acids)
Biological process (GO): detection of stimulus involved in sensory perception
Cellular component (GO): cytosol; nucleus
Molecular function (GO): calcium ion binding; manganese ion binding; iron ion binding
Source: RefSeq, a predicted model, not a curated record
AUGGGAAGCAUCAUUGGAACCAUGGGGUGCAGCAGUUCUGUAGCUGACAGAACAUCAGAGAAAGUCAUUAGAUCUGCUAUCCUCAUCCAGAAUUGGUACCGCUUUAGAAUGGCCCGGCUAGAGAUGAGGCGCCGCUAUUCUCUGAGCAUCUUUCAGUCCAUUGAAUAUGCUGAUGAGCAAGAUCAGCUACAGCUGUCCAACUUUUUUACAUUCAUGCUGGAUCACUGUACUCCAUCUGAUGCAGUUUCUGAAAUUCUUGCCAGCCCCUGCAUUUCUCAGGUGGUAGGAGAAAACUUAUGUUUAACAGAAUUUGAAAAGAAGAUUGAUGUUCCAGACUCCUAUUAUGGACCACGGCUCUCUGUCCCUCUUACUAUUGAUGAUGCCAAUGCUCUUCUUCAUGCUUUCAAGAGUGAACAGCUGCUUCAUGCCCACUACGUACUGCAGCUGCUAUAUGAAACUAGGAGGGUUCUCAAGGAGAUGCCAAAUAUCACCCGUAUUUCAACUUCCUACUCGAAGGAGAUAACUGUCUGUGGAGAUUUGCAUGGGAACCUGGAUGAUCUUUUGCUGAUAUUCUAUAAGAAUGGUCUGCCUUCAGAACAAAACCCUUACAUCUUUAACGGUGAUUUUGUUGACAGAGGGAAAAAUUCUAUGGAAAUUCUUAUAAUCCUGUUCGCAUUUCUUCUUAUCUACCCCAAUAAUUUACACUUGAAUAGAGGAAACCAUGAAGACUACAUCAUGAACCUGAGAUACGGCUUCACAAAGGAAGUUUCGAGGAAGUACAAGCACCAUAGGGAUCAGAUUUUGUGUCUUCUGCAAGACAUCUUUAGCUGGCUUCCCCUUGCCACUAUAAUUGAUAACAAAGUUCUUAUCCUGCAUGGAGGGAUUUCAGACACCACAGAUUUGGAUUUCCUGAACGCGCUUGAGAGAAAUAAGGUGAAAUCUGUGAUUCAGCCUCCGAGGUCAGUAAGAGUCAGACAGGACCAUGUGAAGAAUAUACCCACAACCAGACCCAGUGAACAGAUUGCCAACCAGAAUCUUGCACAGAAAACACAACGCAUCUCUUUAUCAGGCUCCACUGGGCCUUCAGGUUCAAAUUCAUCUUCAGACCCUUCUGUGAAGGAAUGGAAACAAAUCCUUGACAUUCUCUGGAGUGAUCCAAGAAGCCAAAGGGGCUGUACACCAAACAAGAGUCGAGGAGGAGGUUGUUACUUUGGUCCUGAUGUCACUGCCAAGCUGUUUAAAAAGUAUAAUCUGAAGAUGCUUAUCCGGUCUCAUGAAUUUAAGACAGAAGGUUAUGAUAUCAGUCACAAUGGGAAGGUUAUCACUAUAUUUUCUGCCUCUAACUAUUACGAAGAGGGGAGCAACCGGGGAGCGUAUAUCAAACUGAAUCCUGAACUGAUUCCUCGGUUUGUACAGUAUCAAGUCAGCGAGCACACACAGAGGCAGAAUCUUCACGACAGGGUUGGUACAAUUGAAUCAUCUGCCUUAAAGUCCUUACGAGAGAAGAUUUAUGCUUACAAGCCUCAACUUACUAGUGCUUUUGCACAGUAUGACCUCAGUGGCACAGGCAGGAUUUCUGUCCAUGACUGGGCUGCUGCGAUGGAGUCUGUCCUACAGCUGGGACUGCCCUGGAGGAUGCUGCGGUCUCAGUUAGUACAGAUGACCCCAGAUGGAGAAGUUGACUUUAUGACAUGUUUUUAUGAUCUGAAAAUAAGUCAACCUGUAAAGGAGGUUCAGCCAGCUUUGGUGGAAACACUGUGCAGAUACAGGAAGGAUCUGGAGAUCAUCUUUAAUAUCAUUGACAAAGAUCACUCAGGUCUGAUUUCCCUUGAGGAGUUUCGCCACACAUGGAAACUCUUCACUUCUCACCUGGGCAUUGAUGUAACCGAUGAAUCCCUUGACAAGUUAGUCCUCAGCAUAGACUACAACAAAGAUGGCUACAUUGACUUCAAUGAGUUUUUAGAGGCCUUUCAUGUGGUUCAUAGACUAGAGAGAAAGGCAAACUCAUGA